This is a messenger RNA of Belonocnema kinseyi, 5421 nucleotides long. RefSeq names its product disintegrin and metalloproteinase domain-containing protein 12 (gene Meltrin). Gene Ontology annotation, biological process: membrane protein ectodomain proteolysis. The transcript is spliced from 13 exons. NCBI's taxonomy places the organism in Eukaryota, Metazoa, Arthropoda, Insecta, Hymenoptera, Cynipidae. Gene Ontology annotation, molecular function: metalloendopeptidase activity. The record is from RefSeq and is a predicted model, not a curated record. Bases 108 to 4913 code for a protein of 1601 amino acids.
GGUACGGAGCGUGUUAGCGGCUGCAAAAGAAAGAAUCGCGAUUAAAAAUUCGUCAUGACUUUGUUUGCGUGAAACUUUGCGUUUUUUCGCCGAAUCCGUUACCGAUAAUGGCUUGUGAUAUUUGGUGUUACAGUUCGCUUGGAGCGAGGUGCUUUUAUAGUGAUUCGGUGCAGUGGAAAUCGGUGCUUGUUUGGGUUUUACUGGUGAUAACGACUCUUCUUCCCGCUGUCCAAUCCCAUAAUCAAGGACCUUCAGCCGAUUUUAGCAGGCAUCAGAUAAUAAGGCCAAAAGUUUAUCAUGGUAGAAAUAAAAGGGAGAUUGCAUCGACCAAAGAAAACGACAUUGAGCAUGUCGACGUGCUGACAGUUGGAUACGAGUUAGACGGUGUAAGAAGGAUCCUGGAUCUUCGAUUGAAUACUGAUCUCAUUCCCGUCGGCUUUCAACAACGGCACCAACAUGAGGGUUCUUAUAAAGUUGACACCCCUUCCAAAGUUGAAUUGUGUCAUUAUCAAGGCAGUAUCAGAGACAUGCCUGGUUCAUGGGCUGCGGUUUCCACCUGCAGCGGAUUGAAAGGAGUAAUUUUUGAUGGAGAACAUCUUCAUCACAUCCAGCCUGAGAAGGAAUCUCUCAACUCCAAGCACUUUGUUUAUAAACACAGUGAUCUCGUCACCAAUCACACUUGUGGAUACGAUGGAACGCCACAUGAUUUUCUCGGUGCUGACUUGCAAAAAUUUCACAGAGCCUCCAGGCACAAAAGGGCGACUGAAACAGUGAGGGGUCCCUACAAUGCAAACCGGCAAUCUCGAUAUGUGGAACUUGUUCUCGUAAUUGACAAGAAGGAAUACGCGGCUUUCCACGAAAAUCUCCACAAAGUUCAACAACAUUGCAAGGAUAUUGCCAACAUUAUCAACGCCUUUUACACGCCUUUGAAUAUAUUCGUUGCACUUGUGGGCGUUGAAGUGUGGACAGAUUCGGACGAAAUAAUAAUCUCCGCGAAUGGAGACACCACGUUAUCAAACUUCCUGCGCUACCGCAAAGAAAGGCUAGUCAAGACAAUUCCGAAUGAUAAUGCCCAACUACUGACGAGGAUGCAAUUUGAUGGUGGAGUUGUCGGCAAAGCUUUGAAAGGGCCAAUAUGCACCUACGAAUUUUCUGGAGGGGUUUCGAGUGACCAUUCGAAAGUAGUGGGCGUUGUCGCAGCCACGGUGGCCCACGAAAUUGGCCACAAUUUCGGCAUGGAACACGAUACGCCCGAAUGCGAAUGCCCCGAGGACAGAUGCAUCAUGGCUUCUUCGAGUGGAGCUGCAGGUCCCGUUCACUGGUCAUCCUGUUCCCUAGAAUAUCUCGCUUUGGCUUUCGAACACGGAAUGGACUACUGUCUCAGAAACAAGCCCAAAAAGCUUUUCGACAGUCCCAUGUGCGGCAACAGUUUUGUCGAACCUGGCGAACAAUGCGACUGCGGUCUCAAAGAAAAUUGUGACAAUCCAUGCUGCAAUGCCUCAACUUGUAUGCUUCACGCCAACGCAAGUUGCGCCACCGGGCAAUGCUGCGACCUCAAAACCUGCCGACCAAAAUCGGCUGGUUCUCAGUGUCGCUCCUCAGAACACGAAUGUGAUUUGCCUGAAUUCUGCUCCGGCCAGAGCGAAUAUUGUCCGAAGGACGUUUACAAAAUUGACGGAGAAUCUUGCAACAUGGGAAAAGCGUUCUGCUACCAGGGUUCCUGUCGAACCCAUAACGAUCAGUGCAAAUUGCUAUGGGGUCCCACAGGUACUACUUCCGAUCCACAAUGCUACACGAUGAACAAUAAGGGCAACAAGAACGGAAAUUGCGGAUAUAAUCGAGUCGACUUGGCUUUCGUCAAGUGCUACAAUCAGGACAUUCUUUGCGGAAUGCUUCAUUGUAAGCACUUAAACGAGAGACUCGAGUUUGGAAUGGAAUCGGUUGCUAUUCUCAGUCAUUCGUUUAUAAACGCCGAGGGGAACAUCAUCCCUUGUCGAUCCGCAAUUGUUGAUUUGGGGUUGAACGAAGUCGAUCCCGGUCUCGCACCAGAUGGUGCUAAAUGUGCACCUGGCAAGAUGUGUGUGAACCAAAAAUGCAUGCCAGUAGCAGAUCUGAGAGCGAAAAUUUCGGGCGGAAAGGCUUGUCCAAACAACUGCGGUGGAAACGGAGUUUGCAACAGUUUGGGCCACUGUCACUGCAAUCGUGGUUGGGAGCCUCCUGACUGUACAGAACCCGGAUAUGGUGGAUCUAUAGACAGUGGGCAUGCCGAUGACCCGAACGCGAGAAACGAUUUCGUGACAGCUCUCUACAUCGUUUUCCUGGGCGUGCUGCCCACAAUCGCUUUGAUCAGUCUCGGCGUCUGGUACGCGAAAAACAGUCCAAACAAACAGUGGAAGAAGGGAGCGAUCUCCAAGAUCACUCGUGGAACUUUGAAUUUCAAAUCAAGCGACCGUCAAACUCCCCUGCCUCGAAACAUCGAGACGAUCGAUUCAAGCCUGAGCCAAGACCCAGCCUGUGCAAGUUUGCUUCCCAAAUCCGACUCGGACGAGCGUUACAACAACAACUUCUUCGGGCACUUCAAAGGCUUCAGUAUCACACCCAUGCCCAAUGAAACUUUUCCUGCCGAGCCAACAAAGCCAGCACCACUUCCACCCACAGUUCCCACCGUAGCGAUCAAAACAAACAUCAAACCCCUGCCGAGGAUCAACAAUCUUCGAUCAGCCCUCUCGAGUCCUCCCAUCAAUGAGCCUUCACUCGCCCCAGCCUUGCCACCUCUCAAUCCUGGAAGCACAGCCAGACCUCUAAUCAGCAGUCCAGUCUUGGCUGCCACGACCUGUUCUCUCGAACUAAUCGGAUCGAAAAAAGCCAAAUCCGACACUCCGACUCGUCCAGCCCCCGACAUUCCAAACCGACCUGCACCCGGUCCCGAAAUGCCAACCCGUCCAGCUCCCGAGCCUCCAAAAACAGUUCCAGAAAAGCCUCCAAGACCCACGAGCACGCCUUUGUCUAACAUAAUACUGCCGGAACCGGAAAAGAAGCCUGAAAAGGGAAGCACUCUAAACAGAAUCGCUUCCAUAUUGCGUCCCAAUUCCGGAAUCACGAGUUCCAACUCUCAGCCUCCGCCCGAGAAGAACACUAAUUCCCUUCCUAGGUCUCAGCAUCACAAGGCCAACAAGGUCAUCGACAAGGAGAUUCUCAGGAACCUUGAGAUUUCCAAUCCCAUUCCGCAGUCUCAGAUCGACAUCCCCACAGCAGCCGUUUCCGUUCUCGCGGUUUCGGAAUCCCAGGAGAAGAAGAACAUCGUGACGAGAGCUCAUUCCAUGAGAGAUUCUAAAGUUUCCCCGAGGCCUGCGAUUCAGACCUUCGGAUCCAUGAGACAGACCAACUCCCUGAAGAGACCCACGAGCAUUCCUGCGAGCGCGAGACCCACUUCGCCUCCUCCUGGACCCCCGAAACCUAUACAGGAGAAACUAGAAACUGGAAUGAAGAUUCCGGGGCUUCCAGGCUACCAGACUCCUUCCGUGAAGCCUAUUGUUGACAAUGCUUACGACGACUGUAUGAAUUUGAUUCCUGAGGCUCCCUUGACGAAGAUUACUGAGGAGUCUCAAUCCAGCGAUAAUAUUUACGCGGUGAUUGAAGAGUCGUCUCCAGAGAAGAGUAGAAAGAAGCCGGAACGGAAGAUGGAGGAUAGUGGAUACAAAGCUCCCAAGCCAGUUGAUCUGACUUCGGAGGGAGCCACAGACUCCACGGGAUUAGGUCUGCUAUCGGAAAUCGUUUCGGAGAUAUCCAACAGGAAUUUCGAUUCGAUUUACUCCACCUCGACCCUAGCGAGAAAGAAGAAGGCAAAGGAGGAGGCUGAGAAGAAUCUCGGAACCGGGACUUAUGCCAAUUCGAGCCUCUACAAAUCCCCCGAGAGCAUUUAUUCAAACUCCGAGUCUGGGAACUUUAACUCUGCCAGCUCGACGACCAGUUCUGGCUAUCUUUUACCCUCUGCUAUCAAUAUCCCCGAACAUUUGAAGACUAAGAAGGAAAAGGAAAAGGAUAAACUCUCCUCUCUGGAAUCCAGGAAUCCUAAUAUCAGCAAUGAUAUGUCGAAACAGCUGGGCUUGAAACCAAUGGAGAGUUUCUAUAAAAGUUUCAUGCCAAAAAAGGAUAAAAGAGAAGACAAGCCUCCGACCAAACCGCCUUUCAACCGAACCAAAACCCCUCCAAGCAUCACAAAGGGGAAAAAUGAUACGAAGACUACUCCAAAGUCUGCGAAAGCACUUGCAGAAAAGGGUGCAAAAUCACCCGGUCUAAGAAGUCGGCAAGGUUCAGACACGAGUCUGAAAUCCGACAAAGGUUUGACGAAAUCAGGUAGUUUAGAAAAAUCGACUAAUUUAGGGAACGCAGAAACGGGAGUAGAUAAAAGUGUGCCUUCUAAUUCUAAGGAAGCAAAGUUCAACAGUCCAGAUGUGGUUUCGAGUUGCUCGAAUUCCAACCAGAACAGUACAAAGUCGCCUGAUGUCUUAAUGAGCAACAAGAGUGUGUCAUCGAAAUUAGGUCAAAAAACAUCGACAGGAAAAAGUUUCAAGACACCAACGAUGCCACCGAAACCAACUGGGCUUGUUCAAAAGGCAGCUAGUUUUGCUGAUAAGAAAAAGUCGCCAAGUGCCAGUGUCAGUGUGGUCAAGUCCAUAUCCUUUUCGGCAAAAGAAGGUCAGGGGAAAAAUGAGACGAAAGGAAUGGAAACGGGAGUCAAAACGAGUCUAGUUAACAAAAUAGCGAACAGUAAAUCGAAUGUUGCAUCUCUACAGCAAAAAUUCGAACCUAUUAAAAAUACAAAUUUGACGAGGACUCCGUCAACAGGUAUUAAAAAGCAAACAGGUGAGAAAUUUUUAGAGACACAGACCGUUACUGAUAAAAAAUGUUAGGUGUCGCAGCUAGCGCUUUCCUUCUAAGAUUCUAGUCUUUGGUUUUUUUUUUUUUUAAGUGAAAGAAGGGAAAAGGGACUGGAAUUAAUGUGAAUUUUUCAUAUUACAGUCAAGUUUAAAGUUUAUGAAUAGGUCCCAGUUCAAUUGGACUUUGUUCUAAAACAAUUUUUUUUUUUAGGAAAAAAUGUUUUCUAUUGUUUUGAGUUAAAUCCGAGGAGUUGAUUACUCGGAUUUUUGCUGUAGCGUAGAUUAUAUAAUUGCAAAAGAUUCCAUGGAUCAUAGAAAAUUAUUAUAUAGAAAACGAUUAUAUGAUAAUCUGUAUUGGAAUAAAUAAUACAAAAAUAUUGAAGGAAAUGGUGUAAGAAGUAGAGAAACUGCACAGUAACAGAGGAAAAGUCUGUGAAUUUCCUUGAUGUUUUAUAUAAUCUCUUAGACUUUAAUCAAAAUUUAAUUAAUUAAAUUAAUUAAUUAAAAUCGUAAAAUUCCUCAAAAUAUUCCAAUUAAUUUG